AUGGCCAGACGAAGGAGUGAGUCUGGCACGGGGAAGCCGCUAACUGUGAAUAACUUUCUAUUGGUAUUUCGAGAGUUUUUCACAGCAUGGUUGAAUCUGGUGUUAUAUUAUAAUAAGGUCUACGACCAGUUGACCUUUGAUGAAGUUAAAGCAUUUGAUAUUCUCUUGUACAAGAGUCGGAAUCCGCAUUUGGAUAAAUAUAUCAAUGAUCUCGUUUUGAACAUCAUUAACAAUAUGAUCAUCAACAAGAGUCGGCCAAACAGCUUACAAAGUGUCUCCUGUCUUGUGUAUGACACAAGGACCGAUAUGGUGAUGAAAUCGUAUUCUCUUGUAUUUAGCCAAUUUGUCACCAAUCUAAGUGAAGCAAUCCAUGAACUACGAGAAGAUCUCGAAGGAGAUACCUCUGCAUUGUUGGAUUUGCCCCAUGCGCCAUGGCAAGAGAUUUAUGCCCAAUUUCAAACCUCGCUUUUCAAGCAUAUACAAGAGCUCAGGCAAGAAACGACUACAAGUGACCAAACUGCUACUUCAAGCUCAAGCUCAAGCUCAAGCUCAAACACGGCAACGGAAAAUGACCUAUUUUUCAAAAUUACGGUGCAAUUGGACAGUCGGAUAUAUCCAACAAAUGAAGGUUGGGUGAGGCUCAACGAGGGAAACACGCUCGAGGAACUGGAUGCAAGGGCAUUCACACUUAAACCCGUGUGUCAAUUGGACUUGGACUUACUUUGCUUUGAAGUUGUCAAUAAAUACCACACAAAUUCAGAAUUGUUCUAG
Molecule: messenger RNA, 771 nt
Organism: Lodderomyces oxycetoniae
Lineage: Eukaryota; Fungi; Ascomycota; Pichiomycetes; Serinales; Debaryomycetaceae
Exons: 1
Coding region: 1-771 (256 amino acids)
Cellular component (GO): zeta DNA polymerase complex
Source: RefSeq, a predicted model, not a curated record